AUGGCCCGACAGUGUUUCACUGCUAAGCUGUGGGUGGAGGAACAGUCGAUGGUGUCCCAACUUGAACUCCCAAUAGGUUUGGACGCUCGUGAUGAUCUGGCCGGAGAACAUACUCGACCGUCCGAGAAUCUAGUGGAGAUCCUUCUGAGGAAGGAAAAUUCUCAUCAAACUAUGAAAAUUGGGUCAUCCAUAGAUCAGGUAACCAAAGCUCGACUAAUUGCUUUUUUGCAGGAAAAUGCGGAUCUGUUUGUUUGGACGGUAGUGGAUAUGUCUGGGAAGACCCAGAGGAUGAUUCUUUUUGGGCUAAAGAAUGGUGGGGCAACAUAUCAGCGACUGGUGAAUAAGAUAUUCAAAGAUCAAAUUAAUCGCAACAUGAAGAUUUAUGUGGAUGAUAUGUUGAUGCAGUUGAAUCACACAAAACGUGCCUUCGGAGUUAGCUUUGGAAAGUUCCUCAGAUUUAUAGUCUCCCGACGAGGAAUUGAGGUGAAUCCAGAGAAGAUUAAGGCGAUUCUGGAGAUGUCCCCAUCAAGAAAUACGAUUGAGUGUCAGAAAGCAUUUGAGGAGUUGAAGCAGUAUCUUAACUUGGCACCCUUGCUUAUAAAGCCCCAACUUGGAGAAGAAUUAUUGCUCUACCUUGUCGUAUCUUUGUCAGCAAUUAGUUCGGUUCUUAUCCGGGAAGGGCGAAUCCAAAAAUCAGUGUAUUACUCAAGUAAGGUCCUUCAAGAUACUGAGAUCAGCCGAUCAAGGCAGUCCUUCACCGUCCGGACAUGUCGGGACGUGUUGCAAAAUGGGCCUUACAACUCUGAGUUCGACAUUAAGUUCCAUCCAAGGCCUUCAAUAAAGGCUCAAGUCUUGGUAGACUUCAUCCUUGAGUGCACCAUCCCUGAUGAGGAGGGUUCAGAGGCUGUAGAGAGUAGCUCAACAGUGCUAGAGGAACAAAUAAAUAUGAAUCUUGAUCUUGAAGAUCAGUGGAUUCUUCAUGUGGAUGGAUCUUCCAAUUCAUCGGGAUCAGGAGUCGGGGUCAUCUUAACCGGGUCGGAAGGUGAUGUGGCAGAGUAUGCUCUAUGGUCUUCAGUGACUCAACUGGUGACGGGGCAAGUCAAGGACGAAUAUGAAGCUCGAGAGAAAAACAUGAAGAGGUACCUCGAAAAGGUACUUCGGACACAAAAUACACGGGUGGAUGCGCUGUCAAAGCUAGCAGUCUUUCUACCAUCCGAAUUUCAAAAAGGAACUUACAUCGAGAUUGAAGAAGAGCCUUAUUGGAUUGAUCCCUUGCUGAAGUACCUUAGAUUGGACGAAUUACCAUCUGACAGUUGGGAAGCUUGGAAAAUCCGCAAGCAGGCUGUCCGCUAUGUGCUUCAUGAUGACAAGUUGUAUAAGCGAUCCUUCUUUCUCCCACUUCUGAGAUGUUUGCGAUCGUCCAAAGCAGACUAUGCACUAAGAGAGGUCCACAAGGAGAUUUAUGAAAAUCAUUUGGGCAUAAAGAUUCUUUCUUACAAAAUCCUCCAGCAAGGUUAUUAUUGGCCUUUGAUGCAAAAGAAUGCCUCCGAUUUUGUCAGGUGUGAUCGCUGCCAGAAAAUUUUCAAUGUUCAGCAUCAACCAGCAGUGCCCCUUCUAUCGUCGCUCUAUGACCUUUCGCUUAGUGGGGAAUGGACAUCUUGGGUUUCUUUCCUCAAGCCUCAGACAGUUCAGCGGCUUUCGACUUUUGAGAAUUCUGUGAAGAUCUUGAAAUUGAACAAUGCUUCACCUCAGUCGGACACCCACAGGCAAAUGGGGAGGUCGAAGUAA
Messenger RNA from Elaeis guineensis (African oil palm), 1788 nucleotides. Lineage: Eukaryota; Viridiplantae; Streptophyta; Magnoliopsida; Arecales; Arecaceae. The record is from RefSeq and is a predicted model, not a curated record.